AUGGCACGUCUCUUUUACCCUCUCAUACCCCCGUUUUCGCUAACUUUACGCGUACUGCCCAUCCCUGGCUCUUCUCUCCCCGCCGCUCCGUCGCUCAUCGUCAAUUGCUCUGCUAUGGGUCUCGGCUCGUUGUAUCUGACGCCUUUGUUACACAUGCGACUGCAAUGGAACCUGGUGAACCCUCUUGAUCAACCAACAAUCUUCGAAAACUAUGUCGCUGAGAUUAGGUUAGACGGCAAGCCCGUACAGCUCGCGCUGUGGGAUACUGCCGGUCAAGAAGAAUACGAGAAUUACGUCUCCCGUGCUGAAGCGGAACGUGUCGCGCAAGCUAUCGGUGCACGCGGAUACAAGGAGUGCAGUGCAUUGAAAAUCGAGGGUGUUGACGACGUCUUUGAGGCUGCGACCCGCGCGAGUAUGCUCAUGCGCGAGGGCGUGCCCACACACGUCCCGACGCACGAGCGGAAGGGCAGCCGCAGUGGGAGCCGCGACUGGGAGGGCAACAAGUGCUGUGUGAUCUGCUGA
Messenger RNA from Fibroporia radiculosa, 522 nucleotides. RefSeq lists its product as uncharacterized. Lineage: Eukaryota; Fungi; Basidiomycota; Agaricomycetes; Polyporales; Fibroporiaceae. Bases 1 to 522 code for a protein of 173 amino acids. The record is from RefSeq and is a predicted model, not a curated record. Gene Ontology annotation, molecular function: GTP binding; GTPase activity. Gene Ontology annotation, biological process: small GTPase-mediated signal transduction. The transcript has 5 exons.